Messenger RNA from Dermatophagoides farinae (American house dust mite), 623 nucleotides. RefSeq lists its product as uncharacterized. Lineage: Eukaryota; Metazoa; Arthropoda; Arachnida; Sarcoptiformes; Pyroglyphidae. The record is from RefSeq and is a predicted model, not a curated record.
UUUAGUUCAUUUAUGAAUGGCCCAAGUUUCUAAUACAUGCUUUCACAUGAAUUCAUGUGUCAAUAUAUUGAGCGUAAUUUUGAUGAUAAUGUCAACAACAAAAAUGAUCUCCCGAGAAGAUUCCGAUAAAAUUAGCUCAUUGAUGGGCACCUAUUUGCUUCAAGGUUAUACCUUAUUAGAUGAUUAUUGUUCUAUUUGCAAGACACCAUUGAUGAGAAAAAGAAUGGAAUUAGCAUUCUGUAUGUAUUGUGAUCAUCUCAAAAAGAAACCAGAUAAUGAAGAACAGUGGUCAUUUGCAACAUUUGAAAGAAAAUCUCAAAAUGAAACCUUGGCAAUGAUAAGUGACGAUCAACCAGAUGAAGAUAAUUUCACACCUAGAAUCAGGAAUAAAAUGCAAAAAAUCAUCAUGAAUAUGAUCGAAGAUCUUGAAACUCAGUCACAAAUCACAAACUUUCAAGGAAAUGUGCGACAGAAUUUAGAAAAUAUGUCAUUAUUGAUUGAAAUGAUUGAUAAAACAAUUGUAAUGAUGAAAAAAUUAUGAAAAAUUUUAUUAUCAAUUUUUGUGAUUAAAUUUAAUUUCCCAUUUGAUGGUUAAUAAAUUUGGCUAUUUUUAUAUAUCAUAA